AGUGUUAGUUUAUAUUCUCGCGUGUUGACAGUUCAUUAUGUUUUAAUGAAUAAUUUCAAAAUAAAGAAUUGUAUAUAAUUAAAUAGGAAAAAUGUCGCUUGCUGACGAGUUGUUAGCAGAUUUAGAAGAAAAUGAUGAUUCCAAUCGAAUGGUAGAAGAACCAGAACCAGAUUUUAUUCCACCAAAUAUUUCAAAACCUAUUGAAGAAGAAGUAAAAGUUGCUUCAGUGAGAGAAUUAGCAAAGCUUCGCGAUUCUGAAGAGUUGAAGAUGAUCAUGUUUGAAAUAGAAAAAUACAGUAAAGUACCUAAGAAAUCAGCAGAUAUCAUAGGCCCUGUUGAAUCUGAUCCAGAAUAUCAAUUGAUCGUCGAAGCCAACAAUAUGGCAGUUGAAAUAGACAAUGAAAUAGCUACAAUCCAUCGGUUUACAAGAGACAAGUACUCAAAAAGAUUUCCAGAACUUGAGUCAUUAGUAGUAGGACCGUUGGAAUAUGUUAUGACUGUACGAGAACUUGGAAAUGAUCUUGAUAAAGCAAAAAAUAAUGAAACUCUACAACAAUUUCUUACGCAAGCUACUAUAAUGGUUGUUUCUGUUACAGCUUCUACAACGCAAGGACAAUUAUUAAGUGAAGAAGAAAAAGAAGCUAUAUGCGAAGCCUGCGACAUGGCAGUAGAAUUAAAUAAUUGUAAAUCCAAAAUAUUAGAAUAUGUAGAAAGUAGAAUGACUUUUAUAGCACCAAAUCUUUCUGUAAUAGUUGGAGCAUCUACUGCUGCAAAAUUAAUGGGUGUUGCCGGAGGUUUGACAAAGCUGUCCAAAAUGCCAUCUUGUAACGUAUUAGUCUUAGGAUCCCAAAGAACAACGCUUUCUGGUUUUUCGCAAAUGUCGAGUCUACCUCACACAGGAUUUAUAUAUUAUUCUGAAAUUGUCCAAGAAACACCACCUGAUUUACGUAGAAAAGCAGCUAGGCUUGUCGCAGCAAAAGGUACAUUAGCUGCUCGUGUAGAUGCUUUUCACGAAAGUACAGAUGGUCAUGUUGGACAAUUAUUUCGCGAUGAGAUAGAAAAGAAAUUAGAUAAAUUACAAGAACCACCUCCCGUCAAAUUUAUUAAACCUUUACCGAAACCAAUCGACCCAAGUAGAAAGAAACGUGGUGGCAAACGCGUUAGAAAAAUGAAGGAACGUUAUGCAAUUACAGAAUUUAGAAAACACGCAAAUAGGAUGAAUUUUGCAGAUAUAGAGAACGACGCUUAUCAAGAAGACCUUGGAUAUUCAAGAGGUACGAUUGGAAAAGCCGGAACAGGACGCAUUAGAUUGCCACAAAUCGAUGAAAAAACAAAAGUUCGAAUUUCAAAGACUUUGCAAAAAAAUUUACAAAAACAACAGCAAUGGGGCGGAAGUACUACUGUUAAGAAACAAGUUUCAGGAACGGCUUCAAGUGUAGCAUUUACACCAUUGCAGGGUUUGGAAAUUGUUAAUCCACAAGCCGCAGAGAAAAAAGUUAAUGAAGCUAAUGCCAAAUACUUCUCCAAUACGGCUGGUUUCUUAAAAGUAAAGAAACCUUAAACCGUAAAUCUGUAUUAUAUGUACAUAUUUAUAAAUAUAGUUUUUAUUAUAAUAACAUUUAAUUAAAUGCUUAAUAGUAAGUAAAA
Molecule: messenger RNA, 1647 nt
Organism: Polistes canadensis
Lineage: Eukaryota; Metazoa; Arthropoda; Insecta; Hymenoptera; Vespidae
Product: U4/U6 small nuclear ribonucleoprotein Prp31-like
Exons: 7
Coding region: 92-1561 (489 amino acids)
Biological process (GO): spliceosomal tri-snRNP complex assembly; mRNA splicing, via spliceosome
Cellular component (GO): precatalytic spliceosome; U4/U6 x U5 tri-snRNP complex; U4 snRNP
Source: RefSeq, a predicted model, not a curated record